UCCAUCCUAGUUUGCAGUUCAGAACCAGAAGACGUCCAGGCCGAAGCACAAAAUAGCACAAGCCUUCUCAUUACCUGGAAAAGACCUCGGGUUGUGUAUGAUGCAGUGAUUGAGAGAUAUGUAGUCUAUUAUCAACAACUACAGGGGGAAGAUCAAACAAAACAUGAAUAUCUAACAGAUGGCUACCAGGAUUUAGGUGCAAUUUUAUAUAAUGUAAUGCCAAACACAAGUUAUGUCCUCCAAGUUGUGGCAAUGUGCACCAAUAGCCUUUAUGGAAAACGCAGUGACCAGGUGGUUGUUGACAUGAUGCUGGAUGGGCCAGGAAAUGACCCAUAUAUUGAUGUAACUGAAACAGAAGAGGAAAUAGAGGACAACGAUGAGGACAUACAAGGAAAAUCGGAUAACAUGCAUGAAUUAACUUCACGCACUACUAUUACCAAAAAUCAAUUGCAAGAACAAGGGACCCAAGAACCAACUGUUCAUAAUUUGGAAGAAUUUAAGUUAUAUAAAGCAACACCAGAAACUUUGCAGCUACAUGAGCGUGAUAGUCUUAAGAAUUUGUUGUAUCCUACUUUACAAGCUACAUCCAAAACAUAUGUUGCUACAACUUCCGAUAUGCAUAAGGAAGUUUUGAAAACCAGUGAACAAAGGGAAGAUGAUGAAGACAAAAGAAACACAGAGCUAAAAAGCAGGGUUGACAUAUUGAUGCUUAAUGACUCCGUCACUACCAAAUCACCCUCAGCAAACGAUGUCCAGACCAGUGCUAGUAAUGAUCUACUACUGACGACAACCAGCUGGAAAAAGAGGGUUUUAAUGCCUACCCGGAGACCUCAGAAUGUUAUUAGUGACACUUCUGUCACUACUUUGACUACUUUUUCUACAGCAUUUACAUCAGAUGAGACAUCUCCAACAGAUCCAGUUUCCUCACGAGCUCCAGAAGAACAUACCAGUGAAAACAUCCAGUCUAGCAUCUAUGAAGUCAAUAAAAGCACACUGCGUGAUGAGAAAUAUGAAGCAUUUAAUGCUACUUCCCAACCUGAAGUUCCUUCUGAUGAGAGGAGGCUAGACAUGAGUUCUGUUACUACAUCUGAGAUUGCAUUGUCAUCCUCAUCACAACCACCACUGUCCUCUUCUCCAAGCAAAGAAGAUCUAAAGCCAUCUGCUAUUCUUCCUGAAAUAAUGAAACCCUACUUUUCAACUUCUACUUUUUCCCCAGUUGAAACAUUUCAGCCUAUCUCCCCAAGCUUUGGACAAAAAGGCUCUGCUUCACCGAGUGAGGUAUUCGCUCAGACAACACAACCAAUGUUUAAUGCUGAUUCUCCAAACAGUGAGAGUCCUAGCACAUUAUCAGUGUUAACUGCUACAUCUCAAACACCAACUGAUGUGUUGUCUACUGUCAGCUCUGAUACCAAAACGGGCUCUUCUGUAGUGGAUGAUGGUUAUCUUGUUGUAGCUAGUACAGAUUCCACAUCACAUACAGAAACCCAAGAAAGUGUGGUAGCUGAUGUUAGUAGUUAUAUACAGCCCGUAUCGGUGAAGAAUAAUUUGAACUUGAGUGAACUCAGUGAGACAGCAGAAGAAGGAAGUGCCUUGUCAACAGCUGCAUCGGACAUUCAAAUAAGUGCAGACCUUGAAGAAAGAAGCUUUUCUACAACCCCAAGCACUGAACCUAAGAAGCAGAGUGACAUGACUUUACUGGAGACCCGCAUCCAGACGGAGUACAUGGCCGUGGAAAAUACAUCUGAGUCAAAUUCUUGGGCAGUACUGACUAGUGAUGAAGAAAGCGGUUCGGGUCAAAGUACCUCAGAUAGUCUUAGUGAUAAUGAGACUUCUACAGAUUUCAAUUUUUCUGACCUUAUUGACAGAGACAAAGACUUUGAGGUUGCAGUUGAACCAGGUAAAGCAGAUUUAACGCCUGGAUCUGAAAUGUCAACACUUCCAUCUGUAACUAGUGAUCGUUCAACAGUAGCCAACGUGUCUGAGGCAGAGGCAAGUAAUAGUAGCCAUGAGUCUCGUGUUGGUCUAGCAGAAGGUCUGGAAUCACGAGAGAAGACAAUUAUACCACUUGUGGUCGUGUCAUCCCUUGACCUUUAUUUGUCUUGUGGUUCUUGUUGGUAUUCUUAUAUACUGGCGGAAAUGUUUUCAGACUGCCCACUUUUACUUGGAGGAUAGCACAUCACCACGGGUCAUUUCCAACCCUCCAGCUCCAGUGUUUCCUGUUUCAGAUAACGUUGGAGCAAUACCUUUAAAGCAAUUUCCCAAACAUGUUCGUGAUCUGCAUUCAACGAAUGGAUUUGCAGAAGAAUUUGAGACUCUUAAAGCAUUUUAUCAGGAAGUUCAAAACUGCACUGCUGAUUUGGGAAUAACAUCUGAUAGCUCAAACCACCCAGACAACAAAAAUAAGAACAGAUACAUAAACAUUGUAGCCUAUGAUCACAGCAGAGUUAGGCUUUCACAAAUGGGAGACAAAGAUGGAAAGACGACUGAUUACAUAAAUGCAAAUUAUGUUGAUGGCUACAACAAGCCCAAAGCAUAUGUUGCUGCUCAAGGACCACUAAAAUCAACUGCAGAGGAUUUCUGGAGAAUGAUAUGGGAGCACAGUGUAGAAGUUAUUGUCAUGAUCACCAACCUGGUUGAAAAAGGAAGAAGAAAAUGUGACCAGUAUUGGCCAAGUGAUGGCAGCGAAGAAUAUGGCACUUUUUUGGUCACGCAGAAAAGCAUUCAAAUCCUGGCCUAUUACACUGUGCGCAUCUUCACUCUUCGAAACACCAAGAUCAAGAAGGGUUCCCAAAAAGGGAGAGGAAUUGAGCGUGUGAUUACACAUUACCAUUAUACACAAUGGCCUGACAUGGGAGUUCCUGAAUACACUCUUCCAGUUCUUACAUUUGUCAGAAAGGCUUCAGCUGCCAAGAAAUCUUCCAGUGGACCUGUCGUUGUACACUGUAGUGCUGGAGUGGGAAGGACUGGAACAUACAUUGUUUUGGAUAGUAUGCUUCAGCAAAUUCAGCAAGAAGGAACAGUAAACAUUUUUGGCUUUCUAAAACAUAUUCGCUCUCAAAGGAAUUAUCUGGUGCAAACAGAGGAGCAGUACGUCUUCAUUCACAAUGCUUUAGUGGAGGCUAUUCUAAGCAGAGAAACAGAGGUACCAGAAAAUCACAUUCACGCCUAUGUUAAUGCUCUUCUAACAACGGGCCCAUCUGGGAAAACAAGACUGGAGAUGCAGUUCAAGAUGCUGAGUGAACCCAACAUCCUCCAGUGUGACUACUCCACAGCAUUAAGGUCACAAAACAGGGAUAAAAACAGAACGUCAUCCAUCAUACCAGUUGAACGUUCAAGAGUAGGCCUGUCAUCCAUGGUUGGAGAAGGAACAGAUUACAUUAAUGCAUCCUAUGUCAUGGGAUACCAUGAAAGCAAUGAGUUCAUAAUUACACAACAUCCAUUAUUGCACACAAUUAAAGAUUUCUGGAGGAUGAUCUGGGAUCAUAAUUCACAGACAAUUGUAAUGUUUCCUGAUAACCCAAAUAUGGCUGAAGCUGAAUUUGUUUACUGGCCAAACAAAGAUGAACCCAUUGCCUGUGAAAAUUUCACAGUGAGCAUGGUAGGGGAAGACCAAAUCUGUCUCUCAAAUGAGGAAAAAAUGAUAGUACAAGAUUUUAUUUUAGAAGCUACCCAAGAUGACUAUGUGCUGGAAGUUAAGCAUUUCCAGUGUCCAAAGUGGCCAAAUCCUGACAGCCAGAUAAGUAAGACAUUUGAACUUAUUAAUCUAAUUAAAGAAGAAGCAGCCAAUAAAGAUGGACCUAUUGUCGUACAUGAUGAAUAUGGUGGAGUAACGGCAGGAACAUUCUGUGCAUUGUCAACCCUCAUGAACCAGCUGGAGAAAGAAAAUUCUGUUGAUGUUUAUCAAGUGACCAAGAUGAUUAAUCUGAUGCGACCUGGACUAUUUACAGACAUAGAGCAGUAUCAGUUCUUAUAUAAAGCUAUUCUGAGUCUUGUAAGUAGCAGACAGGAAGCAAGCCCGGCGGUUUGUGUGGAGAGCAAUGGAUCUGCACUACCAGAUGGAAAUACUUUGGAAAGCUUGGAGUCUUUAGUAUAA
Molecule: messenger RNA, 4093 nt
Organism: Staurois parvus
Lineage: Eukaryota; Metazoa; Chordata; Amphibia; Anura; Ranidae
Source: the annotation of a GenBank genome assembly